CAUGAAGAGUUUGCAUUGCAAAAGUUUUGUUAACUGUAUGUUCUUUGCCAUUAUCCCAUUGGUAAUUGGAGAAGAUGAUAUUGCUAGAAAUAAAUUGACAUUUCAAAGUACUACAACAUAUCCUCACAUUGCAAGUUUGGCUACUGAUAGUACUAUUGAAAUAAAUGAUCCUCUAAAAUGCUCCAAAACUAAUCAGACUAAAGGGAAAGCAUGGUGGACUGUUGAUCUUGAAAAAGUAUAUACUGUAACGAAAGUUUGCAUUUUGAAUGUAAAUAGUCCAAAUGCCGUUAAUUUGAAAAAUUUCAAGAUCAAGGUUUCUGAUUAUCCACUCGAAGGAGUUGUUUGUUCAACUGUGUCAAAUCCAGUAAUCACACCAAGUUCAACUGCAUCAAGUCAAUAUGGUUGUUAUUUUUGCGGAACGCCAUUGGAUGGAUCAUUUAUUUAUAUUGAACAUCAAGAUGAGGCUGUUAAUUUGCAUAUUUGCGAUAUUAAAGUUACUGGAACGUAUAAAGAGAAGAGAGACUAUUCCGCUGUAAGUAUCGAAUCAACAGAUCUCUUUGGAUCUGAAUACUCCUCUCCUCAAUCAGAUUACAAUAAAACUAUUGAUAACGACUAUAUUACCUAUUUUGAAACAAAACUUUUAUUUGCUAAGCCAAAGCUUGUUAUUAGGUUGCCAACAACAGUAAAAGUGUUUGCAAUUAUGUUGCUUGCAAACCAAGAUAGCUCAAAUACAAUGAAAUACAGUUUUGUUUAUGUUAACUAUAUUCCUAAUACAAUGGGUGCCCUUCCCGAUGAAGUUUGCUUUAAUUAUUAUACUCCUCCUCAAAAUGGACUGUUUGAAAGUGUAUUCAGAAAAUGUAAUAGUGUUAAAACUGGUAGAUACAUAAUAACUGGAGCAGAUCCAGGAUUUCCUGUCAAAUUCCAACUGUCAGAAUUAGUUAUCUAUGGACAAGAAGUUAAAAAUGUCGAUAAAUAUGUGAUGAGUUUCUCUCAUAAAGAUAAAAUUGUAAAACAUGAAAGCGACGGUAUCGUUGUGCCAGGUGCUUCUUUCUUGACAAAUGAUGAAUAUUUCGGUGACGCAUCUGUACUCGUUGUUGCUUUAAAAUGGAAAAUUUCGUUCGCAAAAUCACUAGUAAACACUCUCUGUUUGACAAUUUCCAAUGUUUGUGCAAAAACUGCUGGAGAAUUUGCUUUAGAAAACAAUGUUGCAUGGCCACAAGAUUUGCCCUACAUUGUUGAAAUUCUUGGUCAGAGUAUAAACGAAGAUAUCUUAGUGACAACAACCAGUGGAAUUUAUGUUUGUGAAUCAUUUGAGGAAAAAUUCCUUAUUGCACCUUUCGAAAAUAGAAAUGUACAACCCCAUUUUGUAAGAUCAAUAUGA
Molecule: messenger RNA, 1381 nt
Organism: Dimorphilus gyrociliatus
Lineage: Eukaryota; Metazoa; Annelida; Polychaeta; Dinophilidae
Source: the annotation of a GenBank genome assembly